This is a messenger RNA of Acaulospora morrowiae, 1579 nucleotides long. NCBI's taxonomy places the organism in Eukaryota, Fungi, Glomeromycota, Glomeromycetes, Diversisporales, Acaulosporaceae. The record is from the annotation of a GenBank genome assembly.
AACGUACCUAAAAGCAAUGACUGAAUUCUAUGUUGGAAGCAACGCUGUUUUAAAAUAUUUUGAAACUCACAAUAGAAAAACAUGGAAUUAUGAACAUUUUUUAAAUGAAUUAAGAGAAAUAAUCAUUGAUUCACCACCUGAAGACUGGAGCGGUUUAGAUGGUACAUGGUAUAACAGGUAUAUUUAUUAUGCCAAGGAUAAUGAUAAUGAACGUCGGCAAAUGAAACCAUUUUUUCAAGAUAUUAUUCUUGAACGUGAAAAGAGAAAUGCCGCGAAAAAUUAUGUAAUAGAAGGUGUCAAAGUCCUUAAUGAAGCAAGGUUCUCCAGUUCAGAUAUAGUUAUUUCCACUACAAAUAAAUGGCAUUCCCAAAUCGAAAAAGUAAAUAAUGAACCACCACGAUCACCUGAGCACCAAAUAUAUCAACCAGAACAAAAUCAACGUCGAGCUGAAAAAAAAGUAAGUGAUCAUGAAUUAGCCUCCAAUUUAUCUGACGAUUACAACAAAGAUUAUACUGAUCCAUAUCCCCUCACUGAGAAACACCGACAGAUGAUCGAGCAGACAUUUAAUGGUAUGAAAAAGGAUAGAAUGUGGAGACUUUCAACAGGAAAAUAUGUCGAGGAAGAAUUAUUCGAAUUAGGAAAGAAGUUAAGAUUUGAGCAUGCCGUUCAUUCCUUUAUUUUGGAUGUCGAUGACGAGAUAAUUCGUCAGCAUUUCAACGAGGCAGAACUAGAUGAAAUUGAUUGCGCCCCUGGCCCACAGGUAUAUGAGCUCUCAGAAGAAAUCGCUGGAUUUCUAAACAAAUUCGCUGACAAGACGAGCUUGGCGGAGAUUCGAAAGUUCAUAAAGGAAAUGAUGUUUGACGAUAAAUAUGAUCAUGAAAAAGAUCAUGAUAAGGAUUACAUAAUCUAUGCUUUAUAUUCAUUUGUGAGAGAAAUUCAAAGUGGAAGCUUGAAAGACGCAAAUAUUGAAGCUUGGUUUAAUUGCCACGUGUGGAAUGUGAUCUUCGAUAAAGCUUUUGGAGAUAUAAAUGCGAUAUCCAUCGUCAGAGGGGAAUGUACAAGCCUGGCAUCGGCGUCACGAAAAAAUGGAGCUAGAAAAGUCGGGAAAAGUUGGGUGAAUGAAAAUGGAUCGAAGUUUCUCAAAGAGGCGGGAUUAAAGCUACCUAAGACACUCAAGGAUAAGUUAGUAAAAUUGAUGGAGAAGGCAGGUUGGGAUGAAGAAAGUCGCGCAAAAAUUCAAACGGUUGGAAUAAUUCACGCUGGUUUGAUGAUUAUGACGGUCUUCCUGGAUAACCCAAAAGGAUACAUCUGUAGGGUGCAACGUGGUGAACUAAUGGAAGUUCCGGAUAAUGCAGAAAAUUUUCCUUACAUCCUCACAAUUCUUGCAUCUGUUCUGAACAUAAAGGCUGUUAUUCAAGAGAUAAUAAAGACGGUUCGAGCAAAAAAACAAACAGUCGAAUCAUAUAAAAUGGCUGGGUUUCGAAAACGACCUCUAGACAAAAAUGAGGACCGAGUAUAUCCAUGUUUAUCAACUCCGAAGAAGGCUAAAAUGUGUGCAGAAGCAUAUACCGAGAAAUAG